GCAUUCUGUGGCAUUCAUUUGACGUUGACGCAUGCCUUUCUUUCUUCAAAGGCUAACCGAAAUUCGAAUUUUAACCGUUAAACCGUUAAAUGACUGCCAGUUAUUCUUAGAAAAUAACGUAAUUCCAUUAAAGUGAUCGUUGUUCGUUUCGCAAUGGCUCAAUUCAAGUUUUGGGAUGACAUAAACAGUUUACUAAACAUGGACGGGCCGGUAAACGGACCCGCUCCACGAUGGUUGAAAAAAAAAGAAGGCGCCUCCAACUCCAACACCAGCAGUUCGAAUAGUUCCUACAAUUCGUCCAAGCUGAAAUCGUCAUCGUUGAAUUCGACCAAAACGCCUAGCAAAGGAAAGAGCAAGACACCUUCGAAGACCCCUACUCCCAAUAAGGCGUGUAGAACUCCGGGAGGAGAUCGCUUCAUACCUUCAAGAAGCGCCAGUAACCUGGACUUGGCUUAUUUGAAGCUGAUGCAAGACAGCACGACUAAAAGCGAAAGCAAUUCGAACAAAGAUGUACAAAAAGCCAUUGCCGAGAACGUUUUCGGCACUGAUAUAACUAAUCAGAAAAUACUGACAUAUAAAAACAAAGCCCCGACGGCCCCGCAAGGGUUUCAGAAUCCUAUGAAGGUUCUGUACACACAAGUUAAGACGCCUGCUUCAGUGAAAGUUAACAGCAGAUACAUACCACAGGCUCCAGAUAGAAUUCUGGAUGCUCCUGAUAUUGUAGACGAUUUUUAUUUAAAUUUGAUCGAUUGGGGUUCCCAUAACAUCUUAGCUGCUGCUUUGGGUUCUCAUGUAUAUUUAUGGAAUGCUGAUACGGGUAAUAUAGAACAGCUUAUGGAGUUGGAGGGAAAUGAUUACAUUUGUUCACUGUCGUGGAUCCAGGAUGGUUUUUGCCUAGCUGUAGGCACUACUAAUGGCACGGUGGAGUUAUGGGACUGCUCACGUUCGAAGAAAUUAAGAAUCAUGGAAGGACACUCUGCGAGAGUUGGUUCUUUAGCAUGGAAUUCUUACAUAUUGAGCAGUGGAUGUCGCAGUGGACAAAUAAUUCAUCAUGACGUGAGAAGCAGAGAACACGUCAUUUCCACUCUCUCUGGACAUACCCAAGAAGUUUGCGGUUUGAAAUGGUCCCCCGAUGGGAAGUACUUAGCUAGCGGAGGAAAUGACAAUGUACUGAACAUUUGGCAAUCGGUUGCCGGAUCAUAUCACUCUCAAACUUCACCAUUACAUGUGUUUACGGCUCAUCAAGCGGCGGUUAAGGCAUUGGCAUGGUGCCCUUGGCAGCCUUAUAUUUUGGCUAGCGGCGGUGGUACCGCAGACAGACACAUCAGACUUUGGAAUUGUAAUACCGGAAGUUGCGUUAAUUCAAUCGAUACCAAGUCCCAGGUGUCUUCCCUGUUAUGGUCGACUAAUUAUAAAGAGCUCAUAUCAGGCCACGGGUUCGUUCAUAAUGAAAUUGUAAUUUGGAAGUACCCUGGUAUGACUAGGGUAGCGGAAUUAAUGGGACAUACCUCGAGAGUUCUUCAUCUCGCUAUGUCUGCCGACGGGAGUACAGUUCUAUCGGCUGGUGCAGACGAAACUUUAAGACUGUGGAAAUGUUUUCCAAAAACCAAGGACAAAGUCAAGGACGUUGAAAAAAUUAAAGUCAAACCGAGUGUGUUGAAACAAUCUAUUAGAUAGUAUGCAUCUUAAUGGUUUAAAAUAGGUUAAUUUUAUUUUAAGUUUUGUAGUAGUAUUUACAUAUUUUGAUACUCG
Phyllotreta striolata is the source of this 1752-nucleotide messenger RNA. Lineage: Eukaryota; Metazoa; Arthropoda; Insecta; Coleoptera; Chrysomelidae. The record is from the annotation of a GenBank genome assembly.